Cucumis sativus (cucumber) is the source of this 4295-nucleotide messenger RNA. Its product is annotated as LEAF RUST 10 DISEASE-RESISTANCE LOCUS RECEPTOR-LIKE PROTEIN KINASE-like 1.2. Bases 2020 to 4176 code for a protein of 718 amino acids. The transcript has 4 exons. The record is from RefSeq and is a predicted model, not a curated record. Gene Ontology annotation, biological process: protein phosphorylation. Gene Ontology annotation, molecular function: protein kinase activity; polysaccharide binding; ATP binding. Lineage: Eukaryota; Viridiplantae; Streptophyta; Magnoliopsida; Cucurbitales; Cucurbitaceae.
UCCAGCUUUUUUUUUUUUUUUUCCCAUUUUCUGUGAUUCCCAACUUAAUUAACUAAUUCAUAAAUCAUCAAAUAAUAACUUCAGCUUUUUUUCAUAAACCCAGUACCGAUUUCCAUUGUGCUAUUAAUUAUCUUCAUUUUCAUUUUUCUUUAAUGCAAAGUUGAUUUUAUUUUAGUUUCAAACAGUGUUGGCAUUGGGGUGAAGUAAGAAUAUUGGUAUCAAUACAUUAAUAGGACGUAGAAAGAAAGAAGGAAUAAGCCAAUAGCGCGUUUAGAGUGUAAGCAUUUGGUGAGUCAAAUUUUGGAGGCUCACUUUUCUUUGUUUCCUACUGCGUUGACCCAGUCAAACUUUUGACUCUACAUUUUUAUAUUUAUUUGAAACCAACUUCUGCAUAUUUUUCUUUUUCUUUCAAUAAAGUAAAAAAUUAAUUUAUUGAAAGCUAAUAAUAAUUUUUUUUAAAAAAAAAAAGAUAAGUUAGGGUUGUUCUAGUCAUACUAGUUCAAAUUAUCAAAAUUAUCAAGAGGAUCAAAAGUUAGAAUGUUACAAGGGUCUAGUGUGACAUACAACCUUUCUCACGUCACUAGAUCACGUCUAUAAGAUUAAGCUACAUAAUAUGUAAUUUAGUUUAGUUUAGCACAAAAAGAUUAAUUAUUUAUCUCUUCAAGCGGGUGCUAUUUAUAUCAAGCUCAUUCUUUGUCUCUUGCUUGAGAUAGGUUGAGUAGAUGUGAGCCUCAAAGUUAUAGAGGGUUAACGGCGAGUUCGAUUUGAUCUUUUUCGUUAUGGUGAAAUGAAAUGAACUUGAUUAGUCAAUCUAGAAUUUAAGGAUUUGACUUUUAUUUUGAGAUGUGCAAACUCUUAUGCUAACUUUAGGGUAGUCUAUAUGCAAGUUUAGGUUUUAAUCCUAAUCGACAUUUAUUUAUUUUUCAAUUUUCUUCGUCAUUUUUUAAAAUUAAAUUUGGUAAGUGGUAGGAGGGAAUGAAAAACAAUUAGAAAGCAAACAACUUGCGAUGCCCAUAGUUUUCAUUUCAAAAUUAGUGAUUUUAAAGAUUUAAUUAUGGAAGAUUCCAAGAAAGUACAUUAGAGUUAAUAUCUAAUUAUUUUAUUUAUAAAAACCUAGUAUUUAAUUAUUAGCAAUUUUCAAUGCAUACAAUAUACCUAAAGUACCAAUGAUGCAUAGUUUUGUUUUGUUUAUGAUAUGAAUAUGCAUUUACCCUCAUAAUCCAUAUCCCACCUUUGUAAAUAUUCUAUAGUUACAUAGAUCUAUCCCUUCAUCAAUUCACAGUUUCUAAAAACCCUUGUAGGUCAAGUUGAAUAUUAAAAACUUCAAAAGAAUAUUUAUGGAGUCUAACCUAUCUACUAAAUGUAACAUAACUAAGCAAAUGAACCAAAAUAAGUUCAAAUUCCACAUAUGUAGAGUAGGUAUUAUUGAUGAAAAAGUGUGUGAUUCAAAUUUCUUACCACAGAAAUUACUGUUUACUUGAUCUCCUUUUUUUUUUUUAUUGAAAAGUGAAUUUUAUGUUUUCUAGUUGUAUGUCAUCUAGAAGAAAGCAAAAAGAUUAAUUUCAUACAAAAAGUUGAUGAUGCAUGUAAUACUCAUAUUAGUUGACUAUUUCGUGUCAUAUGCCAACAUGGUCAUGUUGAUUGUAUUAAACAAUUCACCAUACAUUUCUCGAAAUAGAGUAGGUAUCUAUCUCCCUCUAAUUAUUUUAUAAUUAACGAAUCGUUUUCCUCUAUUCUACAUUUUCUUUGUUCUUCAACUAAUCAAACCUUCCCCCACUUGAAAACUUCCUUUACCAAAUCUUCAUUUUCACAAUGACAAAUUUGUCCCUAUCUUGUCCAUUUGUUCUCCCUCAUUUCCUGUCAUUUUAAUAGUAAUAUUCCCAAUUUCAAUGGGCAAUUUCGUCAAAAAGCACAUCCACUCCAAAUCCCACAAAUUUCAGCAAUACCCAGUAAGAAGUUUGAAAAGAGUACUCCAAUUCAGCCAUUUGAUCUAUAAAAAAAAAAACAAUUCUUUUGUUUAUGAAAAUAUGGGUAGUUGUUGAAGAACCGGUAAAGUUUCCCACUUGUUUUUCUUUUUUAAUUUGCUCUCUCUCUUUUAACCAAUUCAAAAACCACCUGCAAAGAUUUCCCAUUUCUCCUCAUCUUCAUUCUCUUCACCUUCUUCUUCCCAUGGCUUCCAAACUUCAAGUCCUCUUCAAACCAACUCUUGUUUGUCUCUUUACACUCAUCUUCUCAACCUCAGCUUCUGUAACAUUCAAGGACUGUGAGCCAAGAAAUUGUGGACAUGGCCCUGUUAUAGAAUACCCCUUUUGGAUUGAUGGUGUGCAAGAUUCUUCCUGUGGAUACCCAGAUUUCAAAAUCAAAUGCUCCAGAGAUUACCCUGUUCUUGAGAUUUCCGAUGACAUUUUUAUCGUCGAGGACAUUUUUCACCAAACCAAAUCGUUUUUACUGGUGAGUGCCGCAGCUUACGACGAUCCACAUUCAUGUCCCUCUCCCUCUCAUGGCAUUCGUCUAGAUGGAAAGCCAUUCCAUUUUAGUUCAGAGAAUGAAAAUUUCUCCUUCUUCUAUGAUUGUCCAAAAGUGUACAAAGAUUACAUCUAUGAACUUAGCUGUACUAACAACACAACCCACUUUUCUUUUGCUACUUUCCACAAGGAUCUUCUGGAGUUUCAGAAUUUUCCCUUACAGUCGUGUCGUUCUUCGGUUCAUGUUCCUAUUCGCAAGAACUUGACUGCUAGUGUAGCUGAUUUGAGGGAAAUGAGUUAUGUUGAGAUUUGGAAAAGGGGUUUUUUCCUGAAUUGGAAUGCACAAGAUUGCAGCAAAUGUGAGCAAAGUGGUGGUUAUUGUAGAUUGGAAAACAAUAAGUUUGCUUGUUCUUGUAGCGAUGGACUUCAUUCCAAUAGCUGCAAACAUGGAAAUAGGACUAGAACAAAGAUUAUCAUCGGGGUAUGCAGUGGUGUUGGAGCUUUGCUUUUAACCUUUCUUGUUCUUGUAAUCUGCUACCGAUGGCGUCAGCUUCGUCGUAGAAGGUCUCAUGCGUUGCCGUAUGUGCAACGAAGCAUUUCAUUGAAUCCGUCGAAUCCGUCGAAUCCCCCAAAUCCGUCUUCUGUGGAAGAAGUUGAGAAUGGAGGUACCUACUUGGGCGUUCACCUCUUCUCCUAUAAAGAGCUUGAAGAAGCCACAAACCAUUUUGACUCCAACAAAGAGCUUGGAGAUGGAGGCUUUGGCACUGUGUAUUUUGGUUUACUAAAGGAUGGGCGUGCCGUUGCUGUCAAACGGUUGUUUGAGAGUAAUUUUAAGAGAGUUGAGCAGUUCAUGAAUGAGGUAGAGAUCCUUGCUCGCUUGCGUCACCGCAACCUUGUUUCGCUUUACGGUUGCACCUCGCGCAGUAGCCGUGAGCUUCUGCUUGUGUACGAAUACGUCCCAAAUGGCACGGUGGCUGAUCACCUCCAUGGAAAACUAGCAAAGUCUGGCAAGCUUCCAUGGUGUACAAGAAUGAAGAUUGCUAUAGAGACUGCAAGUGCUUUGGUGUAUCUCCAUGCUUCUGAAAUCAUCCACCGAGAUGUCAAAACCAACAACAUUCUCCUCGACAACAACUACUGCGUUAAAGUAGCCGAUUUCGGAUUGUCCCGUCUCUUCCCACUCGAUGUAACACACGUUUCAACCGCUCCACAAGGCACUCCUGGCUAUGUCGAUCCAGAGUACCAUCAGUGCUACCAACUCUCUGACAAAAGUGACGUCUUCAGCUUCGGUGUGGUACUUGUUGAACUGAUAUCCUCAAUGCCUGCUGUUGACAUCACAAGGCAUAGACAAGAGAUCAACCUGUUCAACAUGGCCAUCAACAAGAUCCAAAACAGCACACUACACGAAUUCGUCGACCCAUCACUCGGUUUCGAAUCGGACUACAAAAUCCAAGAGAUGAUAACCAGCGUAGCCGAGUUGGCGUUUCGAUGCCUGCAAAGUAUGAAAGACGAGAGACCAACAAUGAUGGAAGUUCUCGACACUCUUAACAUCAUAAAGAAACAAAACGCCGAGAAGGUGACAGAUCGAGAGGCCGACAUUUCAGACGAUGCUGUAUUGCUAAAGAAUGGCUAUGGAUCGUCUCCAAGUUCCAUGUCUGUAUCUUGGGUUAGCAGUAACACCUCAACAGCAACAAAUGAAACCAUCAGCUCUUAAAUCCCUUCCAUUAUUCCCUUAUCUUUUGUCAACUACUUCAUCUUCAUCUUCCUCAUCAAUCUAUUACACUGAUGGGUCGGCAUAUAUUUCUUUUAUAUACUUAUUGAAUUGAUUCUUCA